AUGCAGGACGAGAAGGCGCCCCACGGGCGGCCGGGGUAUGACGUUGUUCCGGAGCUGUCCUCGACGCAGCGUCUGGACCUGCACCCCGUGACGACGCGGCAGAGCAUGGCAUCGCAGAAGGACGUGCCGAUGGCAGUGACGGCAGAGGGGGUGGGCACUACCCCGGAACUCGCACUCGAGGCCGGAGAAGCAGCCGACGGCACCCGGGACGUCGAGGCGGUCGUUGCUGAGCCCGAGUUCCCCGUCCUGUCGAUCUGGCGCACGAUGGCGAUCGCGAUGGUGACGACGUUUGCGAUGGCGCUCUCGGGUGCGGGCAACAUGUCGCUCUCGAUUGCGCUGCCCGACAUUCAGCGCGACCUGCACGUGAUUGACUCGGAGCUGCACUGGAUCAGCGCCGCUUUCGCACUGACGAACGGCUGCUUCCUCCUCCUCUCUGGACGACUGGCAGACGUCUACGGCCGCAAGACGUGCUUCGUGAUCGGUGUCGCGUGGUAUGCCAUCUGGAACCUCGUCGGCGGGUUCAUGCAGAACACGGCCGCCUUCGUCGCCACCCGUGCACUUGCCGGCAUGGGGUCUGCUCUCUCCAUCCCCAGCGCCAUCGGUAUCAUCGCCUCUACGUUCACGGGGAGGACGAGGGCGAGUGCGUUUGCCUGCUUUUCGGCCGGAGGGCCCAUCGGCGGCGGACUCGGCGUCACGAUCGGAGGCCUGCUCACGGCUUACACCGAGCCCAAGUGGCGGGCGGCACUCUGGCUCUUCGCGGGCAUGGCUGCCGGCGUCGCUAUUGCGGGAUACUUUGUCGUCCUACCUGACAGGCACCUGGACCCGGACCGCCGGAUCGACUGGGUCGGUGCCGGUUUGGUCACCUGCGGCCUGGUACUGCUCAUGUUCGGCAUCUCGUCCGCCGAAGCUGCCCCGCAGGGAUGGAAGACGCCCUACAUCAUCGCGGUCAUUGUUGUCGCUGCCUUCCUGAUCGCCUGCUUCUUCGGCUGGGAGCACUUUGUCGAGACGCGCACUUCCCGCCCGCCUCUCAUGCGCCUCGCACUCUGGACACGCUCCAAGGGCAAGCUGGCCGCGACCUACUUCAUCGGCGGGAUCAGCUGGAUGGGCUUCACGACCUUCUUCUACAACACGACGCUCUUCUUCCAGAACGUCCAGGGCGCGAGCGUCAUCACCGCCAUGCUCCGUUUCCUCCCGUCCACCAUAAGUGGACUCAUCUGCAACGUUGUGGUCGCCAAGAUCGUCCACAUUGUGCCGGGCCAGCUCCUCAUCUGCUUCGGCUUGGCCGCGACCGGCGUCGCCAACAUCUUCUUCGCCAUCUCGCCCGCAGACGAGAUGUACUGGAAGCUCCCCUUCAACGCGAUGUGGCUGGCAGUACUGGGUGCCGACUUCCUGAUCUCCGUGGGGUCUAUCUUCGUCUCGACCCUGGCUCUGCCAGAGGAACAGUCGGUCGCCGGCGCGCUCUUCCAGACAAUGGUGCAGCUCGGCGGUGCUCUGGGACUCGCAUUCGUCAAUGUCGUCCAGACCAGCAUCAGCAUGAAGGAGACCGCAAAGGGCGUGGACCACAAGACGGCCCUCCUGCACGGCCUGCACGGGGCGUUCUACUUCGCCGCAGGUGCGAGCUUCACGGCCAUGCUUAUCGCGCUCGUCAUGCUGCGCGGCAUGGGCGCCUACGGCGCCAAGAAGAAGACGAGCAUCAACUCGACCGACUCAAGCGCAUCGGAGGAGACGAGAGUCGACCGCCUGCCGGAAACGGUCCUCGUCGAGAAGGUCGAGAAGGCGCCGCUUGAGACACCUGCAUCGGAAUUAGGGGCGCAGAAGUGA
This is a messenger RNA of Trichosporon asahii var. asahii CBS 2479, 1821 nucleotides long. Its product is annotated as efflux protein. The coding region runs from base 1 to 1821 and encodes 606 amino acids. Lineage: Eukaryota; Fungi; Basidiomycota; Tremellomycetes; Trichosporonales; Trichosporonaceae. Gene Ontology annotation, biological process: transmembrane transport. Gene Ontology annotation, cellular component: membrane. Gene Ontology annotation, molecular function: transmembrane transporter activity. The record is from RefSeq and is a predicted model, not a curated record. The transcript has a single exon.